Hordeum vulgare subsp. vulgare (domesticated barley) is the source of this 783-nucleotide messenger RNA. RefSeq lists its product as uncharacterized. The transcript is spliced from 2 exons. The record is from RefSeq and is a predicted model, not a curated record. The coding region runs from base 60 to 575 and encodes 171 amino acids. Lineage: Eukaryota; Viridiplantae; Streptophyta; Magnoliopsida; Poales; Poaceae.
GUCGGGUUUUGCUUUGCAUAAAGGUGCAAGUGUGCGUGCACUGACGUUGAUGUUGAGCGAUGAGUCAGGCCGGUGUCUGCGUUGCGGAAGAGCUGCUGUGUGCGUAUGUGCCAACCGACCGGCGGCCGCCCCACCCACACCGUGCGCAUGGAGACGAGAUUUUAUUCCCGGAAGAGGAGGGAUGGAUUGGGUCGGUCGUGGUGGUCGGAGGCGCCGGUGCUCUGCCGAGUUGUGGCGCUGCGGACGCCGGGUGCCGUGUUGCCUUUUGCUGGAUUCCCUUGAGUGACUGUUAUGUGAAGGCGACGGGGAAACCUCUGGCGCUCGAUUUGGCUUUCUUUUUAGAGCAGCUCGAUGUUGGCAUACCUGCUCACCUCUUGUUUGGCGGUGGUUCAACUGCAGCUGCUCGGCCAAGGACGAAUGGGGCCUGCUCGUCCAGUUCUGCUUUGAACCGCUUGGUCCAGUGCCACACGUUGGUUGGGUUCGGUGACUGUCCAGUCUUCGAUCUCUUUGCUGCACGACAGAACCUUGUGCGGAUUUUCAAAUGGAUUGCAAAAACCACCGACAUCAAAGGAUAGGAUUACAUAAAACACAUUUCACAUGUUUGUUAUCAUAAUGAUUGCAUUUUUUAUUUGAAAAAAACACUAAUUGACGGCUUAGGCUGUUUUGAGCACGAUUAUGACAGGUGGGUCCCAUAUUUAUUUACUGUAACGGUUCAACAUAGAUGGUGUUAGACAAUGGUGUAGAGAAGGGUUUUAACAAUUCAACUUCCAAUAUCAUUGAUUG